UCGUUUGCAAGGACAGAGUCCAGGACAGCCGAGACACAGACAGCACGCUAGAACAUGUUUAGGCUGGUGCCGUUUUAAUUUUUCUCCGGCAGAACUUUUGCUGUGCUUUUCUGGUGUACAGUGCAGCGUGAAUGGCAGGGUUCUCUACGCUGACCCGCGUGAUUAUGUGAAAACGUUGGUAUGAGUCAUUCAACGUAUAGUUGGGGUCAUUCUCUGAACAGGAAAAGGGCAGCUCAACAGGAAGGUGCAAUGGAAAAGAGACUACGCUCUUUCUUCCUGGCUAUCCUGUUGCAGGCCCUCUUUUCCCAGCGCGGUGACUGCCUGUCAGUUAAAGUUCUGAAUCCUCAGCUGGAAUAUGUGGUUAAAGGACAAACGCUAACUUUACAAGCCCGGAUAGUCCCACAGGAUGGUACAGUCUCCAUGGUAACAUGGGAGCGUGAGACAGAGGGCAAAGGAGGGAACGUGGGGAAAGUUAAGGUAGCCGAAUUCCCUGGAAAAACCAAUGGGAAUCGAGUGAGCAUGGAACAGCAAGGGACGAUUUUGAAGCUCAGAGACUUCAGAGCAGAGGACGUCGGCGUGUACACGAUUACCGUCACUCACACAGGCGGAACAAAGAGUUCGGCAAACUGCACGGUCAAGGAAUACGAAGCCAUACACCAUGUCUCGGUCAUGGUAAACGCAUCUCAUUCCAGCCUGCACUGUAUCGAAGCCUGGGGCACAGAGCCCAAAUUCAGCUGGCUACAUGAGAAAGUAGCCGUUACCGAAGCGGUGGGCUAUGUCUCUGCAGACGGCACGUGGCUCUUUCUUUCCACCGAGGUUUGCGGGCACUUCACCUGUGUGGUGAGCAACAAGCUAGGCCACAGUUCAGCCACGUACACCGCCGAGCCGUGUGAGGGAUCGGGCAGGAGCACUGCCGUUGCAGUGGUCUGCCUCGUCAUCUUAAUUCUGUUGGCUGGAGUUCUAGGCUACAUUGUCUGGAGGAGACACAGGAGAUACAGCAUCAGGCGUGAGAGACUUCGAGAGCCGUUCGAGGGGACUUUAUAACCAUAAGUCUGAUGACCUGCAUUUACUUAAAUACAGGAAUAAACACACAUUAACAAGAAGUGGACUAAGUCUUAAAAGAUAAACUUCCUGUACUCCCACAAAGGUGACCUUAAUGUACCUUGUAAUGGACGAGAAAGCUGAUUGUAUAUUAGCUAUAUGAAGCCUUAAGGGAAAAGAAACCUUUGCUGUAAUUCUUGUUGUUUAUCAGUUGAUGUCAUUAUAUUUAUGGAGUUGGUAUGUAUGAAAUGCAUGCAGGAUUAUGCUACAUUUGCCUUAAAAGGUUGUCUGUAUAUGUUACUUUUUUUUUUUUUUUCUUUUUUGCUCUGCUUUGCGUAACAUAUUUAUAUAGUGUAUGAAGUUUUAUGGGUUUUUUUACUUUGCACAACUAUGAAAUCUAAGUUUUAUGA
Chanos chanos (milkfish) is the source of this 1451-nucleotide messenger RNA. RefSeq lists its product as uncharacterized. The transcript has 6 exons. The record is from RefSeq and is a predicted model, not a curated record. Lineage: Eukaryota; Metazoa; Chordata; Actinopteri; Gonorynchiformes; Chanidae. Gene Ontology annotation, cellular component: membrane; cell-cell junction. The coding region runs from base 181 to 1044 and encodes 287 amino acids.